This is a messenger RNA of Amoebophrya sp. A120, 3590 nucleotides long. Lineage: Eukaryota; Dinophyceae; Syndiniales; Amoebophryaceae. The record is from the annotation of a GenBank genome assembly.
AGGAAAUCGAGUUCGUUCAUGUGUUUUCAAAACGAAAAUACGUGAUAGUAUUUCCAAUUGCCGAACUUCAUCCAUAUCGCCAAUAAACUUUAGAUAUCAACACAUUCGCGCAUUCUUCGUAAAAAUAUUUUCGCUUCAGACGUUCUCGUUACACGUACGUUUACAUUUUCGUUUGUACUGCAUUCAAAAACAAAAAACAAAAUGACGCAAGAUCAGUCCAGCAGUUCCUCCUCCCACCUGCCCAUGUUGUGGCCGCUCCCGCUCGAAAAGAAGGACACGCCGGCGACGGCCAGUGUCAAGGUCGAGACAAUGCGGAUGGAGCCGUACGGUCGCGGGUUUUUUACCCAGAUGGAAGAGGCACGCAUGGUUGUUGACGAAUCUGUGGAAUCCGAGGGGAACACCGACGAGGCCACUCCCGCUGGCUUCAAGGGCGACCGCCACAAACCGAAGAGCUUCACGAAGGCGGGAAUCUUCAAGGUAUGAUUUGUGUUUGAUUGAAUCAAUUCGAAAAAUUCAAAGGUUUUAGUACCGAGCUAUCGACGGCUUUUUUUCGCACAAGCGAAAGCGAUUGACUUUUUUUUCCAAAUUCAUUUCACAAAAAUAACAGCUUGACGACAACUUGAAGGGCGUGGAUUUGUACAAAUUUUUGCAAGUGAAAGUCGACGCGACGGAGAAGGAUCUGAAGAAGGCGUUCCGCGACAUGAGUCUGGUGUACCACCCGGACAAGCAGACGAAGGGCUCCGACGAGCAGAAAGCGAAGGAGUUCGUGAAGCUGCAGGAGGCCUACGACAUUCUGUCUGACCCGGUCCGCCGGCGGAAGUACGAUUCUUCCCUGCCCUUCGACGACACGAUCCCGAAGGAGAAGGAGCUCGCGGAGAUGAAGGAUCUCACCGACCAGCAGUUUUACGACAUCUUCCACGACGUGUUCCAGCGCAACAGCAAGUGGUCCCUGAAGCAGCCGGUGCCCCAACUGCCGGCGUUUGUUUCGGUGGAAGAGGGCACGCCGGAGUUCGAGAAGUACAUGAAAAAGGUCACCGACUUUUACAAGUUCUGGACCGGCGACUUCGAGUCGUGGCGCGAUUUCGACAUGAAGAUCAUCGAAGAAGAGGGGGACGACGCGCUGGACGACCCGGACAAGUCCGAGUACCGCGAGGAGAAGCGGUACAUUGAGCGACAGAACGCGCGCAUCCGCCAGAAGUACCGCAACGACGAGUCCGCGCGGCUGUUGACGCUGGCCGAACUCGCGGAGAAGUACGACUCCCGUAUCAAACUGCUGAAACAGCGCCAGUGGGAGAAGAAGAACGAGGGGAAGCUGGCGAAGCAGCGCGCCCGGGAGGAAGAGGAGCGCAAGAAGAAGGAGGAAAAGGAGGCCCGCGAACGGGAAGAAAAGGAGGCGGAGGAGAAGCGCAAGAAGGAAAAGGAGGCCAAGGAGGAGGAGAAGAACAAACUGAAGGUCUUGCGUCGGGACUUGCGCGCACUCGCGAAGCAGCAUGCGAAAACCGUGUCCGCGGACCAGUUCCAGUCGGUCCUGCUGUCCACAAAAACAGUCGAGGAGACGGAAACGCUGUUGGCGGACCUGACGGACGAGCUGGCUCGGGGAAAGGAUUUGGAAAGUGGCGAGGCUCUGGUAAUUUUUAGUUACGAAUGGAUGCAUUUUUCCGUUUUCGUUUUCACAGUUGCAAGUACAGCAGCCAACUACAACCGUCCACCGAUGUAGGAAAUCCAGUAGACACGACACACAUAAUUAUGCCAUCAUCUGUCUAGUUCGAGUCGAACUUCUGCCUAUUGUCAAAAACAGGUCCCGAAGGUGUGCGCUUUGAUCCGUGAGCAGCUCGGUGAGGAGCCGGUCAUGUGCGACCCGCCGGUGGAGAACGCGGCGGCCGAAAACAACACGACUGCCUUCCAGGAAUCCGCCCCGGCCAAGAAGCAGGGUGGCAAGAAGAACAACAAGAAAAAAAACAAGAACCAGCAGGCUGUCGACGAGGAUGACGAGCCGGAUGCCCGCGCCGAAGUGAUGGAACAGAAGAUCGAUAUGGAGCAGGAAGCCAAGCGACAGGCAGAUGCGGAAAAGAAGCGCAAGCAGGCCGCCGAGAAGCGCAAGCAGGAGGAGGCACAGCGGAAGAAGGCGGAGGAAGCCGCCAAGAAGAAGGAGCAGGAUAAGGCCCGAAAAGAGGCGGAGAAGGAAAAGAAGGCCCAGGAGGAACAAAAGGCCAAGGCUGAGGAAAUGCGCAAAAAGCAUCAGGUACUAUGUUUAGCCCAUUUCUCAUUUCUGAACAAGCAGAUUGCCCUUGCCGCGUUUUCCACUAAGAUAGCUGUGUUAUUUUCGUCUUGCGAUAUCUUCACCAAUUUAUUUCAGUGGAUGAUGAAUGUCUUUUAAAAACUCCGAAAAUCACAGGAAGAAGCCGCCCGUGAGAAGGCUGCUGCCGAGCAGGAGAAGCUAUCGCAGGUGCAGACCGAUCAGUACAUCAAGCAGCGCGAGGAGCAGCUUGCCCAGUACGACAACGAGUGCAACGGCAGCGGACUGGAAGCCGUCUUUUCCGCAGUGAAGGCCGAACUCGCCGAGGACGUCAUCAACGAGGCCUGGAUCCGCGCGGGCACGUUGAAGACCCUCCCGGAAGGCACGGAAGACACUUUAGAAUCCCGUGCGGAACUCGCUCUGGACGUUGUGGCUUUCUUGGCAUCCAAGUUUACGAAAUUUCACUUCUUCGAAGUGGCCGUCCGCCCGACGCAAGCCAUGAGCAAUCUCAGCAUCUCCAGCAGCUUGAGAAACAAGAUCAAGAAGGCCCGGACCGCGCUUUCGAAAGGUACGUGUACUUAAGUGGUCUCGAAAAGUCAUCUAACCGUAGUACAGCUGCAUGAAAGUGACACUCACCUCUUUCUCUAUAUCGACCUAUUGAAUGAAACACAGUAGUUGUCGCUCCAGUUGAGUUUGGAUCAUUCUGGCUCGUCGCAUCAAAACUACUUACCACCUAGGCAAUUGACAACAAUCAUUUUUUCACAGGUUUGAAAACGUUGAUGCCCCCGACGCACCAACAGCCGGAUGCGAAGGCCUCCAAGAAGUUUUCGAACCCGGAGAUGGACGCUAUUCUGAGCGCGAACUUCCCGCCGCAGUCUUGGCAAGUUUCAGAGAAGCAGGUCACCCGAAACGACUCCAAGGGCGAGCAGGGAGCCAAUGCGGACAGCGCCAAGAAGCCCGCGGGUAAGAAGAAGAAGCCGGCCAAAAAGGAUGACGAAGAAGACUUGGACGCACUUUUUGCCGAAUUCGGAGUUGAGGAAAAGGGCAAGAAAAAGAAGGCUGGGAAGAAGUAAAGGGGAGGGGCGCUUUCUUGUUCAUCUUCCUUGCUUCUCAUAAUGCCCCAGUUCUUGAUGCGCUAUUAACACUGGGUUCCUUCGCUUCAUCACGCGAACAGGAAGAUUCCUACAACUCGAGAUAUCGUGCACUUACUAUCUUUAUUCAGCGGUCUAUCAUGCAACAUGAGAAAUUGACAUUGACGAUUGACGAAAGCGGAACAUUUCUUGAUCAAAUUUGCGCUCGAAUUUUUUAAGAAAACUCACAUCGCGCUUUUUUAAGAAAAUCCACAACGAUUUAU